AUGUCGAAACGUUCUUCUGUAUCGAAAGCAUUACAAUCUGGCGGCAAUCUUUUGUAUAAUCAUAAUCAUAGACGUGGUACAUUAGCUGAUCCGACGUAUAUCAUCACUGCCGAAACGGCUUUUUCGCGUAUGCAUGCUAAUUGCUUCCUAUUGAUACCACUAUUACCACUUUAUCAGACCUCAUUGAAACAAAAAAUUCGAUUAACGACACGUAUAAGUGAAAUAGAUUAA
Cercopithifilaria johnstoni is the source of this 231-nucleotide messenger RNA. NCBI's taxonomy places the organism in Eukaryota, Metazoa, Nematoda, Chromadorea, Rhabditida, Onchocercidae. The record is from the annotation of a GenBank genome assembly.